CUGUUUUUUUACGAAUAUAUUUUAAAAGCAAUCUGAAACCUUGAAGUUUAUUUGAAGAACCAAUUCCUAAUCAUGAUGGAUAACUACGACGAAUCCGAUAUGGUUUAUUGCCCGUACAACAAGGAGCACAAAAUGCUGCGCAAGAAGCUCCAGCAGCACAUCCUAAAAUGCCGUGUGAUCUACAAAGACACGGUGGAACUAAUGGUUUGCCCAUUUAAUAAAUCGCAUUUGAUCCCAGAGCCCGAGUUCUUUCAACACACCAAAUCGUGCGAGGAUCGAAAUAUUAUAGUGCACUAUCAGACCAGCGCGCCUGCUGUUCUCAACGAAGACACCAGGCACCCCAAGAUCGAGUCCGAAGAGAACUGGGACGACGACGACAGUGUGCCCGACUACGAUCCUCAGGUCUACUGUUCCACGGCCGACAUAGUCAGAGAACCCAAUGGGUUGUUUCCUGCCCAGCGAAAGGCUUUCAUCGAGCAGGAGAAGCGUCGUCAUUUUGGCCAGGAUUACAAGGAGGAGAAGCCGCCAAAGGCCAAGUCUCGCUCGGAUCCCUACGAGCCAAGAAAGCCCUUCUCAAGGCGCCAGUAAUUCGAUUCCACCAAGAGUUGCUCCCAGUGCCAAAGAACAGAAACCAAAACAUUUUAUCGAGGCUUCUACUGCCCUUGUUAUUAUAACCAAAAAAAUCAAUGGCCAAAGUGUUAAAUUACCAUUUUAACAUGUGCUGUGACACAAGUAUUGCUCGCAGUUCAGAUGAGCAUGCGACAUAGAGCGCCGAUCUAUGAUAUUAAUCUGAGAUAAAAAAAAAAACGUACAUAUCCAAUAUUCGCCGCUAGAAGGCUAUCAAAAUAUGUAUGCAAAACUAUGUGCCUUCUUCCAUUAACGAUACAAAGCAUUUAAUUUUUGUUUCUUUUCGAAUAAAUUCCUAUUUCUUCUCCCCUUCACGGUCAUAACAUA
Drosophila santomea is the source of this 954-nucleotide messenger RNA. RefSeq names its product gametocyte-specific factor 1 homolog. The transcript is spliced from 2 exons. The coding region runs from base 73 to 588 and encodes 171 amino acids. Lineage: Eukaryota; Metazoa; Arthropoda; Insecta; Diptera; Drosophilidae. The record is from RefSeq and is a predicted model, not a curated record.